AUGCCCCUCCUUUGCGGCUGCUUCGCGUCUUCCGCUUCGCAGCGUCCACGUGUCCAAACUCAGGUCCCCUCUGAUCCGCAGGCGGGCUUUGUACGGAGAGAUGACCACGUGGACCCGCCUCAAUAUUCCAAUGAUCCCGCCCUGGAAGGGGUGGAGGGCUACCUUCCUGUCGUUCCGCUUCCGAGAUAUACUCCCCGUCCUGUGAGCGUCCAUGAGAAGACACUCCAGCUGAGCCCAGAUCAGGAUGCUCCUGGCGCUGCCAUUCGCCGAGAUCCAGAUGAGAAGAACAAACGGGAUUUUGAAGAUCCUCCAACGCAGUCAGCGGAGAAUCCCAAUGCUGACGACGCAUCAUCCACAUUCUCCAUCCCCAGCAGCUUUGGUCACACGUCGACGGAAACAAGGGAUACGCCGCCGCCUCCGUACGAAUCUUAUCACAUGACCGGUGACCAACGGAGAAGGUCGUGGAACAGUCAAUGA
Rasamsonia emersonii CBS 393.64 is the source of this 477-nucleotide messenger RNA. RefSeq lists its product as uncharacterized. The transcript has 2 exons. The coding region runs from base 1 to 477 and encodes 158 amino acids. NCBI's taxonomy places the organism in Eukaryota, Fungi, Ascomycota, Eurotiomycetes, Eurotiales, Trichocomaceae. The record is from RefSeq and is a predicted model, not a curated record.